Molecule: messenger RNA, 1409 nt
Organism: Paramuricea clavata
Lineage: Eukaryota; Metazoa; Cnidaria; Anthozoa; Malacalcyonacea; Plexauridae
Source: the annotation of a GenBank genome assembly
AUGAGGAAAGGUAAGUCUAAUAUUUGAAACAAAAAUAAGUCUUCAAAUUUUCCUGUGAAGAUUCAGAUUCAUAAGAUUCAGAUUCAUAUAUCCAAACAUAACAUUGUGACUCCAUCGAUCCAUUUCUUUUAUUUGCGCAUAAAGGCGGUUCAUUGCCAGCACCUGUUGUCGUGUCAACUCAUAUAGUAGAUGUUGAAGAAGAAUGUUCUCUGAAAUGCCUUGAAGAAUUUCGCUGCUUUGGAUUUAAUUUUAAGUCAGGAAUAACCGACAAAUAUAUCAACAAAGAAAAUUGUCAAAUCAGUGGGAGAAGUUUGGAAAAUAUGGAAGUUAUGAACGGCGAUGAUUGGAUAUUUUAUGAGGUUUUGUCGACAGUGAGUAAAAAGCUUUCAUAUUAUACUGUAUACUGUAGAGUGUUCCCUUGGCUCAUCGAUACUUAGUGACUUACAAAACAACCAAGGCUGGUUACUUUCUAGAGUUACUUAAGGACAGGUGGGAAAACUUACAUGUUUCACUGCAUGAACCUGUUCAAUUUAUGGAAAUUAGGUCCAAAACAUCUUAGGCUUUUAAAUGGGAUAUAUAUAUUACCGAAUUCUCGCCUAUCUAUACUCCUGAACUGAUAGUUUUUCUCUUUCUACAGAAUGAAUUAAAAAAUCAGAGUGAUAUUACUGAGAAGGAAUUCGGUAAGUUCCAGUUUCUUUUUUGCUAUUUUAAAAAUAUAUAGUUUUUGUCUUUUGAGACGCUUUCCGUCCCGAGCAAAUUCUUGUUUUUUGGCUAUGUAUGUGCGAUUCGAAAAGAAAACAGAAUAAUAUGUACUGCACUUGCAUCAAUCCUUUUUGAAUUACCUUUUUGUUUAGUAGAUUUUUUAGUUCUAAAAAUGAACAUUUUCGUGCAAAAAUUGAAAAACAAUGUCAUCGAUCGGUUUUCCGCGAAGCCCAGGCAGCUAGACGUCGUUCGCAUUGAUUAUAUACUCUUUCCAAUAUCCUUUAUUCAAUUCAGAUCAAAAUUGCCCUGGCAACUGGACGAAAUUUCAUGGUCCGCAUUGUUACUAUGUCAGUGAAGAAACUAGUGCCACGUGGCUUACUGCACGAGCUGACUGCCAAGCACGUGGUGGCGACUUGGCGGUACCAAGAUCGAAGGAAAACGAGCAACAUAUUUACGAGGCUAUGAAGGAACGAGAGGUCACCAAAGCAUACAUAGGAGUAUAUAGAGGUAAAGGAGAUCUCAAGAACAAGUUUUACACCGUGGAAAACGACGUCGAGGCAUCCUAUACCAAUUGGGCCGGAAACGGACCAAGUAAUAGUGGUGGCAACGAAGAUUGCGUCGAAAUAGCAGUGCGUACUAGUAGUAGAUGGAAUGAUCUUCCUUGUAGCGGCUACCCCCGACAUUUUAUCUGUGAACUGAAAUUGUAA